This is a messenger RNA of Monodelphis domestica (gray short-tailed opossum), 635 nucleotides long. The record is from RefSeq and is a predicted model, not a curated record. Lineage: Eukaryota; Metazoa; Chordata; Mammalia; Didelphimorphia; Didelphidae.
AAUUUCAACAAGCAUAUGACAAUUUUAUUCAUAUACUUUCCACCAAAAGAGAGACUUUUGGGGGGAAUCCGGUGGCUGGGGGCAGCGGCCCAGCAGGUUAUCCCUCUGGGGGCCCGGGCAGCCUCAGGCCUCAGCAAGGACAUGCCCCCGGGACCGUACCCCCGCACACCAGAGGAGCGCACUGAUGCCGCCAAGAAGUACAACAUGCGAGUGGAGGACUAUGAGCCCUAUCCAGAUGACGGUUUCAGGUUUGGUGACUCUCCCAAGCUUCCCGAACGAUCUCAGCAUGAACGAGACCCAUGGUAUGACUGGGACCAUUCAGAACUGAGACUGAACUGGGGUGAACCGAUGCACUUUGACCUUGAUAUGUAUACUCGGAAUCGUGUGGAUACAUCCCCCACACCUGUCUCCUGGAACACUAUGUGUAAGCAUUUAUUGAGCUUUGUCGGCUUCAUGCUGUUCAUGUUCUAUUUAGGAGAGAUGUACCCAUCCUAUCAGCCUGUGGCUCCAAAGCAAUAUCCUUAUAACAACCUGUACCUAGAACACGGAGGUGAUCCUUCAGCAAAUCCAGAGUCUGUGAAACACUAUGAAAUCUAAAGGAUCCAGCCUGUAGGACCAUUUGCUUUCCUCUGCAC